AUGUCGCGAGCGAUGAUGCGUCUCGCGCGACGCGUGGUGGGAAAGAACGCGUCGGUGCCCGUUCGAGGGGCGUCGACGCAGUCGCGGGCGUCGAUCGAGACGUUUAUGAAGAAUUUCGAGCAACACAAGACGUCGCCGACGAUGGAGCACCCGGCGACGAGCUCGACGUUCGCGUCGACGCCGGUGACGGAAGACGUGAAGGGAACGCCGGAGAAGAUGAAGCUUAAUUUUUACUUGCCGCAUGAUGCGCCGUUUGACAAGACAGAGGUUGACAUGGUGCUCGUUCCGGCGACGACGGGCGAUUUCGGCGUUCUUCCGGGACACGUGCCGACGGUUUCGCAGCUCAGACCCGGGGUGGUGAGCGUACACGUCAGCGAUAAGGACGUGCAGCGAUAUUUCGUCUCCGGUGGCUUCUGCUUCGUGCACGCGGACUCAACGACGGAUAUUUGCGCAGUUGAGGCGGUGCCGGUGGAGCAAUUGGAUCCAGAGGCGGUGAAGAAGGGACUGGCGGAGCAUCAGGCCAAGUUUGCGAACGCGAAGGAUGACGUCGAAAAGGCGCACGCGCAGAUCGGUAUCGAUUGCUGCAACGCAAUGGUUUCCGCGAUCGAGGGGAAAUAA
This is a messenger RNA of Ostreococcus tauri, 618 nucleotides long. RefSeq names its product ATPase, F1 complex, delta/epsilon subunit. The transcript has 2 exons. Gene Ontology annotation, biological process: proton motive force-driven ATP synthesis. The record is from RefSeq and is a predicted model, not a curated record. NCBI's taxonomy places the organism in Eukaryota, Viridiplantae, Chlorophyta, Mamiellophyceae, Mamiellales, Bathycoccaceae. The coding region runs from base 1 to 618 and encodes 205 amino acids. Gene Ontology annotation, molecular function: proton-transporting ATP synthase activity, rotational mechanism.